Peromyscus eremicus (cactus mouse) is the source of this 4829-nucleotide messenger RNA. RefSeq names its product nitric oxide synthase 1 (gene Nos1). The coding region runs from base 382 to 4761 and encodes 1459 amino acids. The transcript has 28 exons. Lineage: Eukaryota; Metazoa; Chordata; Mammalia; Rodentia; Cricetidae. The record is from RefSeq and is a predicted model, not a curated record. Gene Ontology annotation, biological process: nitric oxide biosynthetic process. Gene Ontology annotation, molecular function: NADP binding; calmodulin binding; flavin adenine dinucleotide binding.
GACUCCUACAUCACAUCUGCAUUUGACAAGCUGGUGACCAAGAUGCCCAGAGACUAGUGCCCAUGCUUGUGUGUCACUUUAGACACGAUCAUAAGACGCAGCAAACCUCCAGUCCUCCUGACCUGUUGCUUGGGGACACAGCCCUUCACCGCUCCUGACGUCUGCCUGGUCGACAUUGGCUUCCUUAGAGAACAAGGAAGGAGGUGGGGACACAUGAAAUCAUGCCACCCAAGGCUGAAUGGCAAUGAGCCGGUGACGCCAAGUUGACGUCAAAGACAGAAGUGACUGAAAUUCUGUAACCGGCUCUUUUUUUCCGGAGUAGCUCAGGUCUCCUGCAAGAGUCCAUCUUAGCCUGGAGGUCUUCCAAAGGACACAGACACCAUGGAAGAACACACAUUUGGGGUUCAGCAGAUCCAACCCAAUGUCAUUUCUGUCCGUCUCUUCAAACGCAAAGUCGGGGGUCUGGGCUUCCUGGUGAAGGAACGGGUCAGCAAGCCACCCGUGAUCAUCUCAGAUCUGAUUCGAGGAGGUGCCGCGGAGCAGAGCGGCCUUAUCCAAGCUGGAGACAUCAUUCUCGCCGUCAAUGGCCGGCCCCUGGUGGACCUCAGCUAUGACAGUGCCCUGGAGGUACUCAGAGGCAUUGCCUCUGAGACCCACGUGGUCCUCAUUCUGAGGGGCCCUGAGGGCUUCACUACACACCUGGAGACCACCUUCACGGGGGAUGGAACCCCCAAGACCAUCCGGGUGACCCAGCCCCUGGGUCCCCCCACCAAAGCCGUCGAUCUGUCCCACCAACCGUCAGCCAGCAAAGACCAGCCAUUAGCAGUAGGCAGGGUCGCAGGUCCGGGUAAUGGGCCUCAGCAUGCCCAAGGCAAUGGACAGGAAGCUGGCUCAGUCUCCCAGGCUAAUGGUCUGGCCAUUGACCCUACAGUGAAAAGUACCAAGGCCGGUCUCCAGGACAGUGGAGACCAUGAUGAACUGCUCAAAGAGAUAGAGCCUGUGCUGAGCCUCCUCAAUAGCGGAGGCAAAGCAGUCAGCAGAGGGGGACCAGCCAAAGCAGAGAUGAAAGACACAGGAGUCCAGGUGGACAGAGACCUAGAUGGCAAGGCGCCCAAAGCCCUGCCCCUGGGCGGUGACAAUGACCGAGUCUUCAAUGACCUGUGGGGGAAGGGCAACGUCCCCGUGGUCCUCAACAAUCCGUAUUCAGAGAAGGAGCAGCCCCCUGCCUCGGGGAAACAGUCCCCUACCAAGAAUGGCAGUCCUUCCAGGUGCCCCCGCUUCCUCAAGGUCAAGAACUGGGAGACAGACGUGGUCCUCACUGACACUCUGCACCUCAAGAGUACAUUGGAAACGGGGUGCACAGAGCACAUCUGCAUGGGCUCUAUCAUGCUGCCAUCCCAGCACACUCGGAAGCCAGAAGACGUCCACACCAAGGACCAGCUCUUCCCACUUGCCAAAGAAUUUCUUGACCAAUACUACUCAUCCAUUAAAAGGUUUGGCUCCAAGGCCCACAUGGACAGGCUGGAGGAGGUGAAUAAGGAGAUCGAAAGCACCAGCACCUACCAGCUCAAGGACACCGAGCUCAUCUACGGCGCCAAGCACGCUUGGCGGAAUGCUGCUCGAUGUGUGGGCAGGAUCCAGUGGUCCAAGCUGCAGGUGUUUGAUGCCAGAGACUGCACCACAGCCCACGGCAUGUUCAACUACAUCUGCAACCACGUGAAGUACGCCACCAACAAAGGGAACCUCAGGUCGGCCAUCACUAUCUUCCCUCAGAGGACUGACGGUAAGCAUGACUUCCGAGUGUGGAAUUCACAGCUCAUCCGCUAUGCCGGCUACAAGCAGCCAGAUGGCUCCACCUUGGGGGACCCAGCCAAUGUGCAAUUUACAGAGAUCUGCAUACAGCAGGGCUGGAAAGCCCCGAGAGGCCGCUUCGACGUCCUGCCGCUCCUGCUCCAGGCCAACGGCAAUGACCCUGAGCUCUUCCAGAUCCCCCCAGAGCUGGUGCUGGAAGUGCCCAUCAGGCACCCCAAGUUUGACUGGUUUAAAGACCUGGGGCUCAAAUGGUACGGCCUCCCUGCUGUGUCCAACAUGCUGCUCGAGAUUGGCGGCCUGGAGUUCAGCGCCUGUCCCUUCAGCGGCUGGUACAUGGGCACAGAGAUCGGCGUCCGUGACUACUGUGACAACUCUCGAUACAACAUCCUGGAGGAAGUAGCCAAGAAGAUGGAUUUGGACACCAGGAAGACGUCCUCACUGUGGAAGGACCAGGCGCUGGUGGAGAUCAACAUUGCUGUUCUGUACAGCUUCCAGAGUGACAAGGUGACCAUCGUUGACCACCACUCAGCCACGGAGUCCUUCAUCAAACACAUGGAAAAUGAAUACCGCUGCAGAGGGGGCUGCCCCGCCGACUGGGUGUGGAUUGUGCCCCCCAUGUCGGGCAGCAUCACCCCUGUCUUCCACCAGGAGAUGCUCAACUAUCGACUCACUCCAUCCUUCGAAUACCAGCCUGACCCAUGGAACACCCAUGUGUGGAAGGGCACCAAUGGGACCCCCACGAAGCGGCGAGCGAUUGGCUUCAAGAAAUUGGCAGAAGCCGUCAAGUUCUCAGCCAAGCUGAUGGGGCAAGCCAUGGCCAAGAGGGUCAAAGCAACCAUUCUCUACGCCACGGAGACAGGCAAAUCACAAGCCUACGCCAAGACGCUGUGCGAGAUCUUCAAGCACGCCUUUGAUGCCAAGGCAAUGUCCAUGGAGGAGUAUGACAUUGUGCACCUGGAGCACGAAGCCCUGGUCUUGGUGGUCACCAGCACCUUUGGCAAUGGAGACCCCCCUGAGAACGGGGAGAAAUUUGGCUGUGCUUUGAUGGAGAUGAGGCACCCGAACUCUGUGCAGGAGGAAAGGAAGUACCCGGAACCCUUGCGUUUCUUUCCCCGUAAAGGGCCUUCCCUCUCCCAGGCUGACUCUGGAGCCCACAGCCUGGUUGCUGUCCGUGACAGCCAGCGCAGGAGCUACAAGGUCCGAUUCAACAGCGUCUCCUCCUACUCUGACUCCCGCAAGUCAUCAGGCGACGGGCCCGACCUCAGGGACAACUUUGAAAGUACUGGACCCCUGGCCAAUGUGAGGUUCUCAGUAUUCGGCCUGGGCUCUCGGGCAUACCCCCACUUCUGCGCCUUCGGGCACGCAGUGGACACCCUCCUGGAGGAGCUGGGAGGGGAGAGGAUUCUGAAGAUGAGGGAGGGGGAUGAACUCUGCGGGCAGGAAGAGGCCUUCAGGACCUGGGCCAAGAAGGUCUUCAAGGCAGCCUGUGAUGUGUUCUGCGUCGGGGAUGACGUCAACAUCGAGAAGGCGAACAAUUCCCUCAUCAGCAAUGACCGCAGCUGGAAGAGGAACAAGUUCCGCCUCACCUAUGUGGCUGAGGCUCCAGAGCUGACACAAGGUCUUUCCAACGUCCACAAAAAGCGAGUCUCGGCCGCUCGAUUCCUUAGCCGCCAAAACCUGCAGAGUCCUAAAUCCAGCCGAUCAACCAUUUUCGUGCGUCUCCACACCAAUGGGAAUCAGGAGCUGCAGUACCAGCCAGGGGACCACCUAGGUGUCUUCCCUGGCAACCACGAGGACCUCGUGAAUGCACUCAUUGAGCGGCUGGAGGAUGCACCGCCUGCCAAUCAUAUGGUGAAGGUGGAGAUGCUGGAGGAGAGGAACACAGCUCUGGGUGUCAUCAGUAAUUGGAAAGAUGAGCCUCGCCUCCCACCCUGCACCAUCUUCCAGGCCUUUAAGUACUACCUGGAUAUCACCACGCCGCCCACGCCCCUGCAGCUGCAGCAGUUCGCCUCCCUGGCCACCAGCGAGAAAGAGAAGCAGCGGCUGCUGGUCCUCAGCAAGGGGCUGCAGGAAUACGAGGAGUGGAAAUGGGGUAAAAACCCCACUAUGGUGGAGGUGCUGGAGGAGUUCCCGUCCAUCCAGAUGCCGGCCACACUUCUCCUCACCCAGCUCUCGCUGCUGCAGCCUCGUUAUUAUUCCAUCAGCUCCUCUCCGGACAUGUACCCCGACGAGGUGCACCUCACCGUGGCCAUUGUCUCCUACCACACCCGAGAUGGGGAAGGACCAGUUCACCACGGCGUGUGCUCCUCCUGGCUCAACCGGAUACAGGCUGAUGAUGUAGUCCCCUGCUUCGUGAGAGGUGCCCCGAGCUUCCACCUGCCUCGAAACCCCCAGGUCCCUUGCAUCCUGGUUGGUCCAGGUACCGGCAUCGCGCCCUUCCGAAGCUUCUGGCAACAGCGACAAUUUGACAUCCAACACAAAGGAAUGAAUCCCUGCCCCAUGGUCCUGGUCUUCGGGUGCCGACAAUCCAAGAUAGAUCAUAUCUACAGAGAAGAGACCCUGCAGGCCAAGAACAAGGGUGUCUUCAGGGAGCUGUAUACCGCCUACUCCCGGGAACCUGACAGGCCAAAGAAAUAUGUCCAGGACGUGCUGCAGGAGCAGUUAGCCGAGCCCGUCUACCGCGCCCUGAAGGAGCAAGGAGGCCACAUUUACGUCUGUGGGGAUGUCACCAUGGCCGCCGAUGUCCUCAAAGCCAUCCAGCGCAUCAUGACCCAGCAGGGGAAGCUGUCAGAGGAGGAUGCUGGUGUGUUCCUCAGCCGACUGAGGGAUGACAACCGGUACCAUGAGGACAUCUUUGGAGUCACCCUGCGAACAUAUGAAGUGACCAACCGCCUUAGAUCUGAGUCCAUUGCCUUCAUUGAAGAGAGCAAAAAAGAUACAGAUGAGUAAGUUCUCUCCAGGCCUGGGCAGAGGGGCUGCAGCUGGGGGUUGCCUGAUUUUCCUGUGUGUGGGGGGAG